This is a messenger RNA of Hippoglossus stenolepis (Pacific halibut), 630 nucleotides long. RefSeq names its product cystatin-B-like. Bases 81 to 431 code for a protein of 116 amino acids. The record is from RefSeq and is a predicted model, not a curated record. NCBI's taxonomy places the organism in Eukaryota, Metazoa, Chordata, Actinopteri, Pleuronectiformes, Pleuronectidae. The transcript is spliced from 3 exons. Gene Ontology annotation, cellular component: cytosol. Gene Ontology annotation, molecular function: cysteine-type endopeptidase inhibitor activity.
AAAACAUCAUAUGAUCACUGACUAACGGUGACUUACUCACUGUUACGCUAACAGGGACUUCCUCAUUAGAAGAAUAUAAGAUGCUUUUCUUGUGUUUAUCGUUAUUUUUGCUGCAAUCAAGAGUCGCGAACAUGGCGUGCUGCGGUGGACUCUCUGAGGUUUUAGAAGCAGAUGAAAAAGUCCAGACGAUCUGUGACGCUAUGAAGCCCGUGGCUGAAACAAGGACAGGGACCAACUACGUCGUGUUCACAGCCAAGUCGUACAAGACGCAGCUUGUGGCCGGGACCAACUACUUCAUUAAGGUCCAUGUGGGAGGAGAAGAAUAUGUUCAUCUCAGAAUUUACAAAAAACUGCCAUGUUAUGGAGGAACCCUUGAGCUGACUGAGAUACAGCAAGGCAAAAGCCACGACGACCCCAUUGAGUAUUUCUAAAGGGAUCACAAACCAAACAAAGCAUCAUAUCAGUGCCUACAGGCUGUUCAAUCAACUAAUCUCACAUUAACCCAGCUCUGUAUUAAACAAUGUUACCCAACAUCUAAUUGUAUACUGUCUUAGUAGUGAAGCUCAUGAUGUUAGGAGAACGUCAAAUCUUUUUUGUAUGCCGUGAAUUUAUAAAAGAUAAUUUAAUAAA